Oryza sativa Japonica Group (Japanese rice) is the source of this 411-nucleotide messenger RNA. RefSeq names its product protein Rf1, mitochondrial-like. The record is from RefSeq and is a predicted model, not a curated record. Lineage: Eukaryota; Viridiplantae; Streptophyta; Magnoliopsida; Poales; Poaceae. Gene Ontology annotation, molecular function: protein binding.
AUGUCGCCUAAUGUUGUGACUUACAGCUCAAUCGUCGCUACCCUAUCCAAGGCUCAAGCAAUGGAAAAGGCUAGGGAGGUCCUUACUAGGAUGGUCAAGAAUGGUGUUAUGCCUGAUUGCAUCACGUACAAUAGUCUUUUGCAUGGAUAUUGCUCAUCGGGAAAGCCCAAAGAGGCCAUUGGGAUUUUCAGAAAAAUGUGCAGAGAUGGUGUUGAACCGAAUGUAGUCACUUAUAACAUGCUCAUGGACUAUCUCUGCAAGAAUGGAAGAUCCAUGGAAGCUAGAAAGAUCUUUGAUUCUAUGGUCAAGAGGGGCCACAAGCCUAAUAGUGCUACAUACGGUACUCUGCUUCAUGGGUAUGCUAGUGAAGGAUCUCUUGUUGAGAUGCACCAACUCUUGGAUGUGAUGUGA